Molecule: messenger RNA, 961 nt
Organism: Thermothelomyces thermophilus ATCC 42464
Lineage: Eukaryota; Fungi; Ascomycota; Sordariomycetes; Sordariales; Chaetomiaceae
Exons: 2
Coding region: 162-716 (184 amino acids)
Source: RefSeq, a predicted model, not a curated record
GAAAAAAAAAAAAUAUCAACACAUAAUUAUCGGGAUUUCAAGAGAACCUCAACAAUAUAACAACAACCGCAAGAACAGCGACGAUCACCACCACCAGAACCAAGAUCCGUUCUGAUAAUUAGCCAGCCCUGUACAUCCCUGAACCCAACGCCACCCAAAGCAUGGUCACCAUCAACCUCGCCUACACGGCGCCCAUCAACCCGCCCGGUGCCGACCCGGAGUUAACUCCGGACCAGGUGUGGACGGGCCUGCAGUACAAGGUCCGGCGAGCCGACAAGUUCGUCCCCAUCAUCACGGCCUGCGAGGUGCUCGACAAAGAGCCUCCGGCACCAGAGCAGGAGGAGGAGGAGGAGGAGGGGCCGCGGGUGAUUACGCGCCGGGUGACCUUCCGGCCCGGCAUCACCGCGGUCCUCGGCGGCGGCGGUGAUGACGGCAGCAGCCCGCGCGUGGUCCGGGAGGUGUGCAGGCUGUACGCGCCAUGCCGGGUCGACUUCGUGCAGGACGACGGGUCGACGGUGGGCAACUACGUGUCCCGGGGCCCCGCGGGCGAGCUGAUGAUGACGUACGUCUUUGAGUGGCGCGCGCACGGGGAGCGGGCGGGCAGCGCGAGGGUGAGGGAGUUGGAGGAGCGCUAUGCCAAGGUCGCCAAGAUGGCUAUUGACGGUAGCAUUGAGACGAUCAGGAAGAUGGUCAAGGGAGAAAUUGCUAUGGAUUGAGGAGGUCAAAGCGCACGGGGGUUAAGGUACCGACCGGUUCGAGGUGCCUGCCUUUUAUUAGAGCCAGAAAGCAUUCGCAAGUGGUUCUUGGCGGCAUGUUUAAUAUGGAUUGUGGUGAUGGGAGCUAAAAAAAGGGACCCGGUCUGUUGAAUCAUGGUAUCACGGUGCUGGUAAUAAUUUGAUACGGCAUCACUCGGGUUUCCAACUAGUGAGCUUUAACUGUUCGUAAUAAUUAUAUAUUCCUU